UUUAUUUUAAAUUCCACGUGUCGUCUGCUAGUUUGUUCUUAUUUUGCUAUUAAUAAUGGCAAAUAAUUAUAAAUUUAUUAUUAAAUAGUAUAAUUGAAUAAGAAUUUAAAAUUGUUUAUAAAAAAAAACUUAGGAGGAUAGAAGACAAAUUUCAAAUUAUUAUUUUUUGUGACAUGUACUUAUUGCAAAAAUCAAUAUCAAAAACCAUAUUUUAUAAAGCGAAGCGCUAUGUUGACCUUACAAUUCGGACAAUGUGGCAAUCAAUUAGGUUACAAUUUUUUUUCCCAAUUAUCGAAUGACAUAAAUUCUCGGGACAAAAUUUUGUCUCGUGAUGAUAAUUACAAUUAUACGGAAUCAGCAAUUGAAAAAUGGUUCGAAGGAAUAAAUAAAGAUGGAUAUCGUCUUGCAAGAACUGUUCUCAUUGAUACAGAAGCAAAAGUUUUAAAAAAUAUUUGUCGUCAAUCAAAUUUACAAUGGACAUAUCGAUCACAAAAUUUAAUUUGCCAAACAUCAGGUGGUUCUGCAAAUAAUUGGGCGUAUGGAUAUUUAAUAAAAGGACCACAAUUUAAGGAUGAUACACUCGAUGUUAUAAGAAAGGAAAUUGAACGAACCGAUCGUCUUGAAGGUAUGUUAUUUCUUCUGAGUUCUGCUGGUGGUACUGGAUCUGGUGUUGGAAGUUAUUUCAUUGAUAUUUUACGAGAAGAAUAUCCAACAAAAACAUUAAUUGCCACAACAAUUUUACCAUUUAGUUCCGGUGAAGUUGGAACACAAAAUUAUAAUACUCUGAUGACAAUGGCAAAAUUUAAUGAAAAAUGUGAUGUUAAUUUUCUUUUUGAAAAUGAACAAAUUCAUUCAAUUUGUACGAGUAUUUUAAAAAAUUUCGAUGCUAAUUUAAAUAAUAUUAAUGAUGUUAUUUCAAGAAAACUUGCCGCUAUUUUUCAGCCAUUGGAAAAUUAUAUUAAUGCCAAUUCACUUGUUUCAUUAAUAGCACCACAUCCUAAUUAUAAAUUGGCAUCAAUUAAAAGUGUUCCCUAUAUUCCAGCGAAUUCUUCAAUUUAUGAGUCUUCUUAUAAGUGGCAUUCACAUAUUUGUCAUUUGAGACAAACAUUAAGAAUAGGAUCAUUAAAUGAUAUAAUUGAUAUUGAAACAAAAAAAAUAUCACACGCUCCAUAUGAAAAAAGUUAUCAUAAAUAUUGUACAUCAAUUGCAAAUGUUUUAAUAACACGUGGUACAUCAUUGAAAAAUGAUCCAAUAGUUUGUGAUGAUUUUGAAAAAAAUGAUUUAUAUCCAAAAUGGAUGACGGAAACACGAUUUAUGCAUUUUAAUCAAAAACGUCGUCUUUUAAAUCAGGAAAAAUUUGCCGCUUUAAUAACAAAUAAUUCACAAAUUCAUCGAUCAUUGGAAAUUAUUGUUGAACGUGCAUGGAAAAUGUAUAUUCACGGUGCAUUUUUACAUCAAUAUAAAAAAUUUGGUUUAGAGGAAGAUGAUUUUCUUCAUUCAUUUGCCAAAGUUGAGAAUAUUGUGAAAAAUUAUAGAGAACUAGAAAAAUAAGUUGACAAAACUCAGGUAAAUUAUUUUAUAGUCAUUUGAAAGCUGUGAUUUUUAUUAGUCAUUUUUGUUUA
Messenger RNA from Leptopilina boulardi, 1622 nucleotides. Its product is annotated as tubulin delta chain-like. The transcript has 2 exons. Gene Ontology annotation, molecular function: structural constituent of cytoskeleton; GTP binding. Gene Ontology annotation, biological process: mitotic cell cycle; microtubule cytoskeleton organization. NCBI's taxonomy places the organism in Eukaryota, Metazoa, Arthropoda, Insecta, Hymenoptera, Figitidae. Bases 229 to 1551 code for a protein of 440 amino acids. Gene Ontology annotation, cellular component: cytoplasm; microtubule. The record is from RefSeq and is a predicted model, not a curated record.